CUGAAACUUCCCCAGCUCGACGCGUAUGCAGUGCUAGCGGACGCGUAAGCGCCCAAGCCCUAUAUAAGCACCCCCGAACGCUUGGCGGACACAUUCUUUUUGCUUCUUGUCUCUUCCCGCCACCAUGUCUUCCUCCCACAACAUAUCCUCCGAGACCGUCGACCGCGAUCAGCAGCUGCUCUCCAUCGGAAAGCAAUGCCAUCUCGAUACCUGCCACCUCGUCGACUUCCUGCCGUUCAAGUGUCAGCACUGCAGCGAGGCGUUUUGCCAGGAGCACUUCCUCCCAGCCUCGCAUACGUGCCCGAAGUACGAUGAGACGAAGCACAACCGCGUUGCUCCUAGCUGUCCCUUGUGCAAUGUUCCCGUCGCAAUUAAGCCUGGCCAGGACCCGAACGAGCGCAUGGAGCAGCACUUUAUGCGCGAGUGCAGCGUUAUGACCGGCAGGGCACCGAAGAAGUCCGGUCCUGUCUGCGAGAAAGCGCGUUGCGGGAAGGCUUUGGUGGCACCUAUACGAUGCGAUAAAUGUCGCAAGCAGUUCUGUGCUGCCCAUCGCUUCCCCUCCGAUCACACAUGCACGCCUGCUGCCCCCACUACCUCCGCACGCCUAGGCGCCAAGUCGAACCAGAUCAGGGAUGCUGCCCGUGACGCCCUCAGGAAGAACGCGAGCCCCGCCGCCUCCAAGUCCACUACUGCAUUUUCCAAAGCUUCCGCACCGUCCGAGAGCACCAAGAAGGUGGACCUCUCGAAGCUGAAGCUGCAGAACCCCGUCGCGUCAGUCAAAGUUGACCGCUCGCCUACCCCUCCCUCGCCCUUGCCUACGUCGUGCGCUGUGCAAUCUGCCAAUGCUACGAACACGACGAAACGCAACCCUUACGCCCCGCCACCGUUAUUCGCCUACUAAUCACGCCUAUUGUAUCAUAUGUCACCGGAAUCAUCUCACCACCCACCAUUGUAUCCGUACCCCCCAAUGUAUUCUACAUCUACGUACAUCCUAUCCCUUAAUAUCAUACACCACUCGCCUACCUGCAGACGCGCUCGUGCCGAGCGCAUCAGCAAGGUCAAAGCCAUGAAGGCGCGGCAGGCGAAGGGGCUGCUUUCCGAAGAGGAGAAACUCAUCCUGGCCGCCGAGGAGGCGCAGCUUUCCAGCGAGAAGUCGGGCGACUGCUGUAUCAUGUAGAGCGCUCUCUCUUCUACGUAAACCCUUGGCUGUUAACUAAUAAGGAUGGUUUGUCGUCCCUUCAAGGACAUUGUCAGAGCAUGAGAGGAACUCCGCGAGGUCGAAUCCGA
Molecule: messenger RNA, 1287 nt
Organism: Schizophyllum commune H4-8
Lineage: Eukaryota; Fungi; Basidiomycota; Agaricomycetes; Agaricales; Schizophyllaceae
Exons: 5
Coding region: 125-901 (258 amino acids)
Cellular component (GO): cytoplasm
Molecular function (GO): zinc ion binding
Source: RefSeq, a predicted model, not a curated record